Limanda limanda (common dab) is the source of this 2424-nucleotide messenger RNA. RefSeq lists its product as uncharacterized. Lineage: Eukaryota; Metazoa; Chordata; Actinopteri; Pleuronectiformes; Pleuronectidae. The coding region runs from base 38 to 1612 and encodes 524 amino acids. The record is from RefSeq and is a predicted model, not a curated record. The transcript has 11 exons.
CACAGUAAUUGCAAUCAAAGUGGACCAAUAGCUGGAUAUGCUGCUGCGUGUAUUGUUUGAUGGGGAGCAGAAGUAUGUUAGGCUGUCUGACCUAACAUUCGACUCUUUCAUGAAAGAAGUGUGCCUAAAAUUUAACAUACCGGAAGGCAUGCAACCAGACUUGAAGGUGUUUGACAAAUCCGACACAGAAGUUGAUGGAGAAGUCUUUGAAGAAAUAGUGAAUGAGUCACCUGGAACCUUCAAAGUCAUGUUGAGCAAAGAAGAACUAGAUGCCUCUCUAUCAUCAACAUCAUCAUCAUGCUCAGCAGCAUCUGACGAUACUAUCAUUCUGAACGUCACAAUGUGUGACCCUCCUGAAGAAGCAGCUGCUGUCGAAGGAAGUCAGCCUAAAAAGCCAUGCCACAUUAACUGUGGGGCGAAAGCGUUGAUUGAAAAAAUCCUUACAACAAAGCCUGGUGGUGAAAAAAUCAUGCAAGAGUAUGCAAAAAUAAAAUCACUGAAAGAUGGCACCAGAAGACAGAUGAUUAACAUUCUCACUGCUGAGAUGACACAAACACAUGGGACAUCCCCCCCCAAAAGUGUCAAAGUGUUGUAUGCGCAGGGGAUAGUUGCUCUAUUUCCAUAUCUGGAGGACCCAUAUUCACAGCAUGGAUAUGAACAUUACUACGACCCAGAGAGUGGGUCCGGAUACCUUGCAUGGCGGUUGAAAACAAUCCAACGAAAAAGUGCAGAGGAAAGAGGUGUGUCUGUGAGCAAAUCUCCCAAAAUUGGUGGGCCAAGCCGUGUUCAACCCAGACCCUUCACUGCUGACAAAGCGUUAUCUGAUGAGGAUGUGGAAGCAGCUAUUGCCGUUUUGAGACACUUUGCUGAUGAAGACACCAUCCGUGACAAGAUGAAAGCUACCUUCAUUUAUCGUCAGUCAAUGGUCAGCAAUGAGAAGAGAGCAGGGGAUGUGUUCUCAGUCUUCCCGAGAUUUCUAGACACACCUGGACUGAUAGAACAAGAUUUCAGACUGCUGUUUGGGGAGGCCACAGCCAACAAAUUCCUGGAAAAGUGGGCCACUAAUCUGAAAACAAAAGUGAAAACAGAAAGCCAUGGACUGGUACCGACCAGAGAGGUCUUGGAUUUAACGCGCAAUGCUGAGUCAACUGCUGAAAUUGAGAAUGGCUGGGACAGUGACAUGUCUGCUAUAUUGCUGCUCCUCCAUCUCCUACCACCAUCUGCACAGGGAAGGAAGAGGCCGGGGAAGGUGUCGGCAUGUCAGGCUGUGGAACACCUCAUCAGAUUCAUAAAAGCUGGAACCAGUGUACAGCAGCACCUGGAUAACAUCAGCCAAAGCAGCCAGCCCUACCUCCUCGCUCAGGGUCCUGCAAGAAGCAGCAUUCACACCUUCUUUAUUGUGAUUGACAAGUAUGCGCUUCCAUGUAAGGCAACAGGUUCAGUGGGAGCCCUAGACGAACUCUUUAAGGCCCAUUACGUCUUUGGUACCUCUUACAGCUCUUCCUUGGCCAACUUUUUCACUUUUCUCCAAACAACCAUUUACAACAUUGAUGUUGGGGAAACAAAGGAAACUCCCAGAGUUGCAGAGCUGCGGGCAAGAAUGGUGCGUUAGUGUCAACUAAUGAAGUGUUUUCUUUGCAAAAGUGACCAUGGGAGGCCAAACAGCCUUAUAAAGCACCUUAAGGUAAUUCAUGGUCUCUGCACUGGCCGGACUCUUCAUCUUAAAUGUGGCCAAGUUGGAUGUUCAUGUUCUUUUGGUAGCUUUUCAGGCUUUAGAAAGCAUCUGAACAAGUGCCAUGUAAGUGGUUCAUUUGAUUCUGUAGAAGAAAGUGAUUUUUCACCACACCAAAGUGUUGAGUGUAAUGCGACUGAUGUUGAUGUGUCGUCUGAACAUUUGGAGGGACAGUCCACCUUAACUUCAGCCCACCUUGUAAAUAGUUGUGCAGCAGUAAUUUCUGAUUUAAAGGCAGCAGGUGUAAGCCAAAGUGUAGUGAACUCUGUUGUGAUGUCCAUGGAAGAGAUUGUUCAAGAUAUCCAGCAGCAUGCCAAAGAAACUGUCAUUAAGCAUGUAUUUGGUGAUGAAAGAGAAACUGAAAUGUGCAAGAAAGUUGAAGCAUGUUUUGAGGAGUUAGAGAAUCCUUUCACAGUUCUUAAUUCAGAAUACAAACGAUCAAAAUUUUUAUCAGGCAAGUGGGAAACAGUGGAACCCAUUGAAUGUGUAAUUGGCUCAAGAUUUGACACAAGGAGAAAUAAAAAGACUGGAACAUAUGAUCAGACAGUCGUUCAAGAUAAAUUCAUGUAUGUUCCCAUUUUAUCUACAUUGGAGUCAAUAUUUAAAAGUCAGUAUGUUGCAGAAAUGUUGAAAAGCUCAGACACUGAUGACUCAAGACUCAGAGAUAUUCAUGAUGGAUCUUUUUUUAAGAC